This is a messenger RNA of Zasmidium cellare ATCC 36951, 2004 nucleotides long. RefSeq lists its product as uncharacterized. The record is from RefSeq and is a predicted model, not a curated record. The transcript is spliced from 7 exons. NCBI's taxonomy places the organism in Eukaryota, Fungi, Ascomycota, Dothideomycetes, Mycosphaerellales, Mycosphaerellaceae. Bases 1 to 2004 code for a protein of 667 amino acids.
AUGCAUCUCCCCUCCCUCCUCCCCGUCCUCCUCGCCAGCAGCGUCUGUGCCUGGCAAAGGCCCAACCAGACCGCCUCCGACGAAGCGACGUCCCUCAUCGGCAUCACGACGGUGGCGCCCGGACAAUUCGAAAGAUUCACCUACAUCAUGGACGAAACCCUCUCCUGGAUCCAGCGCAACGAGCCCGGGACGCUCCAGCUCGAGGUGUACACCCUCGCCUCACGCGCGAAUGGGACGGAGAUAUCGUUUUUUGAGAAGUCGGCUCCCAUAUACGCCAACCGCGCCGCCCGAGACACGCAUUCCAAUUCGCAGCAUUAUGCUGAGUUUAUUAAGUCGUUGACGCCGCUGUUGGUUGGGGAGCCGAUCCUGCUGUUGGGGGAUUAUGAGCAGGGGUUUUCGUUGGCUGGGGGGAAGGGGGUGGCGGUGGGCUUGGAAUGGUACUACGAAGAAAGGGAGGCUACGGCGACGACGACUUCGGAGACUUCAAUUGAUAAUAAGCCUUCUGUUACUCAGCAUCCUGCGACUGCCGUACCUAAGUCCUACAAGUCCCUCAAGUCCUGCAUAUUCUCCAAGUCCAACAAACCGCUUUUCCGCCCCCACAGCGCCACAGCUAUGAGUGCCUUUCUGACGAACACCGUGCCUGAGAUCUUUGCCACGGAUGCCGACUGCUCGACGGCCAACGUCGCACUUGCGGCAUUUUUUCUCCGCUCAAUCAUUGCGCCUCGUCGUCUGCAGACCGUGACUGGAGUCUUUGAAGAGCUGCCCCUUUUCUACUUUAAAACCACUGGCACACAGUCGUCCUUGCAGCACAUUACCCUCGCUUGUGCAUCGGCAGCUUAUGGCAUCCGCCACAACUUGCCCGCCGCCCUGGCAAUUGGGCGCUCGGCGUACGACGCUGCUAUUGCACAGCUGUCCGGGGAUUUGGCGACGUUCUCGGAUCGCUCUGCACCUGGUGCUGCUAUUCUCAAUGUUGUCCUGUGCAACUUCUACGAGGCUUGUAUUCCCCAGAGGGCCACACGGCCGGCCUCUACAAGCUCUUUCAUGAUGUGUCUCAAAGACAAUCGCCGUUUCCGCAACAUACACGAGAAAGGCUUGGUUGGUCUGAUCCGCAGCUGUGGAGCAGUAAGCUUCUCUCCGGACUCUGCUGAUGGCCGUCUGUUUGAGGCUGCCCGACACUAUAUCGCGAACGACUGUCUCGAGUCUGGGAUAUCAGCAUCUGAAGCUCUCGGGCAGGCUGUCCCGACUCUGGACAGGGAUGAUGACGACUUCUGCCGUCUCCUGACAAGCUGCGUGAUCCGAGCUGCUGACGCUGCUGCAGCGACAUCCAAACUGGACAGUCAUUUCACCCGGGAGGAACUGCUUGAUGGUCUCCAACGGAUUCAAACAGUCGAGCAAGACCUUGAACGGUGGACAAAAUGCGUGCCCGAACACUGGAAUUUCACAAAGCAUUGCAACUUCUCUUGGCCAGCCCAGUACGCCUGCGAAAACAGAUGUGAUGCGUACUACGACAUACAAGUGGCCUCCAAUUGGAACUGUUACAGACGAGCGCGGUUGAUCCUGUUGGAAAGAACCAUUGGUCUGAUCGACAUCCUCAGCAUCUUAGACCGUGAAGAUCGCACGGCGAUGAGGCAUGCUUCACUGAAAGCAAUAGCCCAGAUUUCGGAAGACGUCUGCGCGAGUCUCCCCUUUCAUUUAGGCACACGAGACCCAACGAGCGAGCAUAUCUCAUUCCCCGUAUCCCCUGACAACGAAGGUGAUGCUGUCCGCAAUCAGACUGCUGGAAUACAUGGCUGGUUUUUAAUCGUUCUUCCGAUCUGUCGACUUAUGAAGACAACGCACAUCCCCAUUGCUCACACAGCCUGGAUCACGGCGCAGCAUCGGCGAAUAUGUGCCAUCGUGGGUCACAAACAUGGCAUAUCGGAGGACAGUACAUCUGAAAUCUUGGAAACUGCAGUACCCGCUUUUGCAUCUGCUCUGCCCAUUAAUUCUAGUCACAUUGAGUGA